Molecule: messenger RNA, 2249 nt
Organism: Monodelphis domestica (gray short-tailed opossum)
Lineage: Eukaryota; Metazoa; Chordata; Mammalia; Didelphimorphia; Didelphidae
Gene: CHI3L1
Product: chitinase 3 like 1
Biological process (GO): chitin catabolic process; carbohydrate metabolic process
Cellular component (GO): extracellular region
Molecular function (GO): chitin binding
Source: RefSeq, a predicted model, not a curated record
AUUCCUGCAAACUAGGAUUGGCUUGGGGUGGACAGUAGUUGAGUGGAGAUAGAUAUAAAAGGGAAGCCAGGAACUGGGAGAAAGCAGACAAGCAGCAGGGAGGCAGACCCAAGUACCAGCCGCAGACCCACAGGCAGUGGGCAGUGGGCAGUGGGCAGUGGACACAGACAGCAGCCACAGCUUUCUGGCAUCCUGCAUUCCAGUCAAGAUGGGUCUGAAAGCAGCUGAGAUAGGUCUGUGAAUCAGCUGAGGAGUUCGGAAACCUGGAUUUUCAGAGUUAAAGUCUCUGUGUGUGCCAAGAGGCCAUCUCUGGUGUUCAGCCUCCCACCUACUUGCCCAAGGAUAUCCAUGACUGGUGUCAGGCUAGUAGCGGGAAGAAGCCUGACUGCAGUCCAGGUUCCUUUCUGGAAGGUUGGGUUCCAGAGAUGCCCCAGGGACAAUGGCUACAUACUUCUGGCUGGGUUUCAGCAUCUUGGUGUUGUUCCAAUACAGUUAUGCUUACAAGCUCGUCUGCUACUACACCAGCUGGUCCCAGUACCGAGAUGGAGAUGCCAAAUGUUUGCCAGAUAACAUUGAUGCCAACCUGUGUACCCACGUCAUCUAUAGCUUUGCCAACAUAAGCAAUAAUCAGAUUGAUACCUGGGAAUGGAAUGACGUGACACUCUAUGAAACUUUGAAUGAGCUCAAACAAAGGAACACCAAACUGAAGACACUCUUGUCUGUGGGUGGUUGGAACAUAGGCACCAAGAGGUUCUCUGACAUGGCAUCCCAAACUGAGAGCCGACAGACCUUCAUCAACUCAGUCACAGAAUUCCUGAGAACAUACGACUUUGAUGGACUGGACCUAGCCUGGCUCUACCCAGGACGGAGAGACAGAGAGAAUUAUUCCUUAUUGCUUCAGGAAAUGGCUGAUGAAUUUUCCAAAGAAGCCCAGAGGACUGGGAAGGAGAGACUUCUGCUCAGCGCAGCACUGUCUGCUGGGAGAGUUGCAAUUGACGCAGGUUAUAACCUCCCCCAAAUCUCUGAGCACUUAGAUUUUAUCAAUUUAUUGACUUAUAACUUCAUUGGAAACUGGCAAAAGACCACUGGACACCAUAGCCCCCUCUACAAGGGAAGGAAGGAUAAUAAUUACAGCAAUGUUAGAUAUGCUGUGGAUUAUAUCCUAUUGAAGAAGGUUCCAGCCAACAAACUGGUCAUGGGUAUCCCAACCUUUGGGAAUAGUUUCACUUUAGCCUCCUCAGACUCUGAGGUUGGAGCAGCAAUCCUGGGUCCUGGAACUGCAGGACUUUACACCAAGGAGCCAGGGACCCUGGCCUAUUAUGAAGUCUGUGAAUUCCUCCCUGGGGCCACUGUCAAGAGGAUUGUGGAACAAAAGGUCCCCUAUGCCACAAAAGGCAAUCAAUGGGUGGGGUAUGAGGAUCAGGAAAGUGUCAAAACCAAGGUACAGUUCUUGAAGUCCAGGCAGCUGGCAGGAGCCAUGGUGUGGGCCCUUGACUUGGAUGACUUCCAGGGUACUUUCUGCAAUCAGAAACCCUACCCCCUGACAGGGGCCAUCAAAGAAGCUCUCUUUUCUACUUAGACCCCAGCAUAUGUUUGUCCCUGCUCCCCAUCCUUAGGGCCAAUGUUCAUGUGUGUGUGUGUGUGUGUGUGUGUGUGUGUGUCCUCUGUCUCACACACACACACACACACACACACACACACACACACACACACACACACAUGAGUUUGUGCUCUCUCAUACAUAAAAACACCCCACAACUACCACCACUGCCAUCACCUUAGCCAUGGCUGGAGCUGGAUAUGGAAAAUAUCUCUUCUAGUAAGAAAAUGCCUUUAGCCAUAAGACUGCUAAAGUUUGAAUGUAUUUUCCACUUCUCUUCUACUUUGUGCCCUACUUUGGAAAGUUUUGAGGGGGGAUGAAUAGGCAAUGAGGGAUGAAGAUGAAGACCAAGGCUAGCCAUUCAGUUGACCCUCAGUGGUGAGUUGAAUAUGCUUCCAAAUCCUGGAGCUGUCCAUGGAUUGAUUCCUAAGCCCCUGUCACUGAUGGAUAGUCACUCAAUACCCUAGAGUAGCAGUCCCUCACCCUCAGCCCUAUCCCAAGCCUGUGCAUAUCCCAAGCCCUAUCACACAAGCCUGUGCAUAGUCAUGUUUGUUGUUCUCCUUAGGGAAGAGAUUUGGCCUUACCCAUGGAUCAUCUUCCUUUCUACUUUCUUAAUUCCACUGAACAAUAAAGGGAACAAUUCAAAGAU